AUGAAGUAUGCCACAAGUCUUGCCGUGCUAGUUGGACUGGCGAAGGCUGGUCCACUGCUAAGUACAGCAACUGUUAACCCGGGCAACUGGCAGCAAGUUCCGUCCAACUUGACUUGGGCCAAACACAAUACAUCCACAUCGACCACCGCAUUGUCAAGUAUCGUGCCAAAUAGCCCCCGACCAACCAUCGGAGUCCAAGAGUUCCUCACGCUCUCGCAAUCGUUCAAGUUUGAGAUCCGCAGUGGACGCUGCGAAAUCACCAACCUGCCCGGCAGCGCCGCUGGCUUCUUCUGGCGCGUGGUGUAUGACCUAGAUCUCAAGGGCAGCUUCCGCUUCGAGACAUGCGAGCGAGAACAGCAUGGCCGCGUCUUCACCAAGAUCCAGGGCCAAUACGUCCUCGGCUACGCCGUCAAGUACAGCCAGGUCACGUCAGGCGCGGAGCUGAUUUGCGAUAGCGGUGUCCUCAGCUACGUCAACGUCCAAAGCUCUGGUGUCGUAGUCACUGCCGUCACCGAGUCCACCGUUAUUGAAAAGUACAGCAAUACCAUGUAUGCAUGUACCGAAGCCGCUCAAUGUGUCCCGUCAAAGUGCGAGAAUGGCUGUAAGAAAGGCGUCAAGGACGACAAGGACACCUCUCCCUCUUCCUGUGGCGGCCCCAUCCCAAAGCCUGGCUCUUCAAAGCGGGCUCUUUUCUUCCUCGACAGCAACCCAGAAGGCGCCUCCAUCAUCGGGUUGCCGAUCCUGCAAGAUGGUUCUUUGGACAAGAGCAGAGCUGUGCGCACGCCAACUGGCGGACGCGGGUCUAUUUCUCGGAACAUGAAUGGAACAGUCAGUGUCGACCCUCUAUUUUCCCAGGACUCUGUCGUGGUCAAUGGAAAAUACCUCUACACGGUGAAUUCCGGCUCCAACACGCUGGCCCGAUUUGAAAUACCCGACGCGGACCCUGCCAGUCCAAAGCUCGUAGGCGAGCCCGUUCAUACCGGCGGCGAAUUUCCCAACUCGGUGGCCGUUUCGGACAAGAACGAUAUCGCUUGUGUCACGAAUACCGGAAGACGAGCGGGAGUCCAGUGUUUUAAAACUCUCGACCGUCUCCAACCUUUGGGCGACUACAUGCCGCUGCCCAUAAACCAGACAACACCCCCCGUCGGCCCUCCGAAUUCAGUUUCCGACAUCGUCUUCAACCCUUCGCAGACGGCUCUGUUCGUCACCAUCAAGGGCAACGGUAUGGGCCCCGGCUAUGUGUAUGCCUACCAAGUCGUAAAUGGCCGCAUCAACCCGCAGCCCGUCAUCUCCCGCCCGCCAGGCCUACUGCUCGAUUUCUCCCUAACCUUGCUCUCCGACUCGGCCGGCGUCGUCACAGACCCGGCGUACGGUGCCUCAUACAUUUCCAUCGCGAGAAAUCUCUCCGUCGCCGUCUCUAACAAGAUCACUGUACCUGGCCAGGGCGCUACCUGCUGGUCCGUCUUCGCGCCCGAGUUUGACGCCGUGUACUUGUCUGACGGCGCGUCGCCCAACAUCACCGCGCUUGACCCCGUGUCCGGCAGAACCAGGUUUGUCAUCACUGGGGACAGUCGAUCCACUGGCUCUUUUGAUUCCGCCGUGGACCGCUCGAGCCUUUAUGUUCUCCAAGGCAGCGCGGCUGUCGCCGUGUUCCAUCUCCAGGGGUCAAAGACCGGCGACCGUACACCUAGCCUGUCUCAGUACCUCGACCUGUCCUCCUUUGGAGCUCGAUCUGGCUGGAUUGGAAUGGCUGUCCAUUCUGGCUGA
Molecule: messenger RNA, 1767 nt
Organism: Metarhizium brunneum ARSEF 3297
Lineage: Eukaryota; Fungi; Ascomycota; Sordariomycetes; Hypocreales; Clavicipitaceae
Molecular function (GO): protein binding
Source: RefSeq, a predicted model, not a curated record